This is a messenger RNA of Myotis lucifugus (little brown bat), 1126 nucleotides long. Its product is annotated as DNA ligase 1-like. Gene Ontology annotation, cellular component: mitochondrion; nucleus. Gene Ontology annotation, molecular function: DNA ligase (ATP) activity; DNA binding. Gene Ontology annotation, biological process: lagging strand elongation; DNA recombination; Okazaki fragment processing involved in mitotic DNA replication. The transcript has 9 exons. NCBI's taxonomy places the organism in Eukaryota, Metazoa, Chordata, Mammalia, Chiroptera, Vespertilionidae. The annotation marks the transcript as partial. The record is from RefSeq and is a predicted model, not a curated record.
AGGCCCUUAGAAGAUGUUCAUUGAUGGUUGAAAGGAAAGGAAGGAGACAGACAUGGUGAAGGAGCUGGAGUGUUUGUCUGGCCCACUCUGCCAGCCAGAACACCCCCAUUUCCCCCCCUUCUAGGGUGGCGCUGAAGGAGCGGAACAGAGUGGUGCCUGAGAGCGACUCUCCGGUGAAGAGGUCGGGCAGGAAGGCGGCCCGGGUCCUGUGCAGCGAAGGGGAGGAGGAGGAGGAGGACGAUGAAGCCAUCACGUCCCCCAAAAGCCAGAAGCCUGCCCCCAGCUCUCCACAAGUCUCCCCUCCCGCUCCUGUCACGUCCCCUGCGAGCAGCCCCUCCCUCUCCAGCACCUCUCCAGCAGCGACCAUCUCCCCGUCAGGGAUCCCGAAGCGGCUCACAGCUCGAAAGCAGUUUUCUAAACGGAAGAUUCAGGAUGUCCUAGAAGAGCACAGCACGGACAAGGGCCAAGAAGUCAAGAGGAAGAAGGUGGAGGAAGAAGCAGAGACCCCAACAGAAAACCUCCCAGAGCUGGAAGGGGCCAAAGAGAAGAAAGCAGAAGAGGGGGACCUGCCCAUGAUGCCCCCCGAGCCCCAAAACGCCUGCAAAGCUGAGCCGCCGACAGAAAGCGGUUCAGAGCCCGUGGUGGUGGUGAAGCAGGAGCCCCAGGACGAGGAGCAGGCCAAGCCGCCCCCCAGAGCUCCCAAGAUGCUCAGCAGUUUCUUCACCCCCCGGAAGCCGGCAAUCAAAAAGGAAGUGAAAGAAGAGGGGCCUGGCACCCCAAGAAAGGAGGCGUCCACGGGCCCCCUGGACCCAUCCAGCUACAACCCUGCCAAGAAAAACUACCAUCCUGUCCAGGACGCGUGCUGGACGCAGGGCCAGAAGGUCCCUUACCUGGCGGUGGCCCGGACGUUCGAGAAGAUCGAGGAGGUUUCUGCUCGGCUCCGGAUGGUGGAGACGCUGAGCAACUUGCUUCGCUCCGUGGUGGCCCUGUCGCCCCCAGACCUCCUCCCCAUCCUCUACCUCAGCCUCAACUGCCUCGGGCCCCCCCAGCAGGGCCUGGAGCUCGGCGUCGGGGAUGGUGUCCUUCUCAAGGCGGUGGCCCAGGCCACAGGUGAGGAGGGGCUGCG